AUGAGCAAGAUGGAAUCCAGACUGGGGUCCCCGAGGCUGAGCGUGGCCACCAUCGCUCAGCUCUUCGGGGCCCCGCGCGCUCUGCCGCCCGUGGCAGCCGGUGAGCCCUGGGGCCCUGGCCCCUGGCCGGUGGUGGCGGACGAGCCGGCGAUGAUCAAGCGGGAGAAGCCGGAGCGGCCGCUGCAGACGCCGGCCCCGCAGGCCGCGCUGGCGGAGAAGGACAAGGAGAACAUCUUCCAGCAGCCAUGCCGCGGCGUGGGGCGGCCGCGCGCCCUGCGGGCCCGGGAGGCCUGGGCCGCCCCUGAGCCGCGGCGGCGGCGGCGGCGGGCGGGCGGCGCCCCGGGCCCCCUGAGCCCCGCGCCGGCCGCCGGCGACGGCCCCUUCGCGUGCCUGGACUGCGGGAAGAGGUUCAGCUGGUGGUCGUCGCUGAAGAUCCACCGGCGCACGCACACCGGGGAGAAGCCCUACCCGUGCGCCAAGUGCGGCAAGCGCUUCAGCCAGAAGCCCAACCUGGCGCGCCACCAGCGGCACCACACCGGCGAGCGGCCCUUCCCGUGCGCCCAGUGCGCGCGGCGCUUCAGCCAGAAGCAGCACCUGCUCAAGCACCAGAAGACGCACGCCCGGCCCGCCGUCCACCCGUGCCCCGAGUGCCCGCGCUGCUUCCGCCACCAGCUGGGCCUCCGCGUCCACCAGCGCGCGCACGCGCGGGGCCGCCCGGGCGCCCGGGCCCCGCGCCCCGGGCCCGCGCGGGGACCCCCGGACUGGGCCUGGCUGGGGCUGGGCCGGGACUGGUGGGCGGCGGGGGCGGCGCGGGGGGGCCGCUCCGGGGCGGGCGGGCCGCGCCAGUUCAUCUGCACCGAGUGCGGCAAGGGCUUCUCGUGGUGGUCGUCGCUGAGCAUCCACCGGCGCAGCCACACCGGCGAGCGGCCCUACGCCUGCCCCGAGUGCGGCCGCCGCUUCAGCCAGAAGCCCAACCUCACGCGCCACCUGCGCAACCACACCGGCGAGCGGCCGCACCCGUGCGCGCUCUGCGGCCGCGGCUUCCGCCAGAAGCAGCACCUGCUCAAGCACCAGCGCACGCACCUGCCGGGCGCCCGCGCGCGCGCCCCGCCGCCCGGCCCCGCGCCCCGCCGCCCCCGCCCGGCCCCGCCCCGGGGCCCGGACCCCGCGGCGGAGGCCGCGCCGCCCCCCGGCGAGCCGCGCCAGUUCAUCUGCACCGAGUGCGGCAAGGGCUUCUCCUGGUGGUCGGCGCUCACCAUCCACCGGCGCAGCCACACCGGCGAGCGGCCCUACGCCUGCCCCGACUGCGGCCGCCGCUUCAGCCAGAAGCCCAACCUCACCCGGCACCGGCGCAACCACACCGGCGAGCGGCCCUACCCGUGCGCGCUCUGCGGCCGCGGCUUCCGCCAGAAGCAGCACCUGCUCAAGCACCAGCGCGUCCAUGGCGGGCCCGCCGCGCCCCGGCCCGGCCCCGACGGGGAGGACGAGGGGGAGGACGAGGACGAGGAGGAGGAGGCGCUGUAG
Perognathus longimembris pacificus (Pacific pocket mouse) is the source of this 1524-nucleotide messenger RNA. It is a transcript of the gene Znf775, whose product is annotated as zinc finger protein 775. Gene Ontology annotation, biological process: regulation of transcription by RNA polymerase II. The transcript is spliced from 2 exons. NCBI's taxonomy places the organism in Eukaryota, Metazoa, Chordata, Mammalia, Rodentia, Heteromyidae. The coding region runs from base 1 to 1524 and encodes 507 amino acids. The record is from RefSeq and is a predicted model, not a curated record. Gene Ontology annotation, molecular function: DNA-binding transcription factor activity, RNA polymerase II-specific; RNA polymerase II cis-regulatory region sequence-specific DNA binding.